This is a messenger RNA of Dicentrarchus labrax (European seabass), 2162 nucleotides long. RefSeq names its product sirtuin 6 (gene sirt6). Bases 117 to 1148 code for a protein of 343 amino acids. NCBI's taxonomy places the organism in Eukaryota, Metazoa, Chordata, Actinopteri, Moronidae. The record is from RefSeq and is a predicted model, not a curated record. Gene Ontology annotation, molecular function: NAD+ binding. The transcript has 8 exons.
CAGAGAUGACGGCAGCCAAACAACACAGUUGAAGCCCGUCUGGGAGAUUUCUCCUUUUAUCAAGAACAGCUUUUCUAAACAAAAACAAUAAAAAAACAACGAUACUAACAACAGCCAUGUCUGUGAAUUAUGCAGCCGGACUCUCGCCGUACGCAGACAAAGGCGUUUGCGGACUUCCGGAGAUGUUUGAUAAUCCCGAGGAGAUGAAGGCGAAGGCGGAAACCCUCGCUCAGUUGAUUAAAGAAUCUCAGUACUUGGUCGUUCACUCCGGAGCAGGAAUCAGCACCUCAGCAGGCAUCCCGGACUUCAGAGGUCCAAAGGGUGUGUGGACGUUAGAAGAAAAGGGUGAGUCACCUCGCUUUGACACGACAUUUGAAGAUGCCAGACCCAGCUUGACUCACAUGGCCCUCCUGGGACUGCAGAGGGCCGGGUACCUCAAGUAUCUCAUCAGCCAGAAUGUGGACGGACUGCAUGUGCGAUCAGGCUUCCCCAGGGAUAUGUUAUCAGAGCUUCAUGGAAACAUGUUUGUGGAGGAGUGUGAGAAGUGUGGCCGGCAGUAUGUUAGAGAAAAGGUGAUUGGUGUGAUGGGGCUGAAACCAACAGGACGUUACUGUGAGGUGGUACGAUCCAGAGGACUCAGAGCCUGCAGAGGAAAGCUGAUAAGCACUAUACUGGACUGGGAGGAUGCUCUUCCUGACCGAGACCUGAACAAAGCAGAUGAUGCCAGCAGACGAGCAGAUCUGGCACUGACGCUCGGCACCUCCUUGCAGAUAAAACCCAGUGGAGACCUUCCACUCCUCACCAAGCGGAAAGGAGGGAAAUUGGCCAUUGUCAACCUGCAGCCCACAAAACACGACAAGCAUGCAUACCUGCGUAUCAACGGUUACGUGGAUGAGGUGAUGAAACAGGUGAUGGAGUUGCUGGGUUUGGAUAUCCCAAAGUGGGAAGGUCCGACUGUCUGUGAGAGCUGCACAGCCACAUCCGAGUCCACCACUGAUGUCAAACCAAAGGUUAAAAAGGACCUCAUUAAGGAGGAGAGGAAGAGAGAAGCAACGGCACUAACAGACGGUGGGAGUGUUAAGGAGGAGAUGGUUUCAGUAAAGAGAGAAAGAGCUGACUCCUCAGUGGAGUUAAAUGAAGAAAAAUAGCCUCAUAGCCAUUUUUUUUUUUCCAACUUCACAACACAAACCCGUCCAGAAACAAACUUUACAACUGAGGUUGCUCAGUUUGAUCAAUUUCACAGAGGAUAGAGGUUCUUCUCAUCUUCCACCCUCUGAAGCGAAGACUCUUCUAGUACUGUAGUGGUUUUCUUAAUUCAGAUUUCUUACCCCUUACAGCCACAAUGAACUAUGAUGUUUAACUAACUCCUCCGCUGAAGUUGACCUCAUUAAACAAAAUUAGCUAAGUGAUCCAGGUGUCCCGGGUAAGAAGAGGACACGGCUUUAGGUAGGUGUUUGAUUAGGAAUCUUUUUAAUUUCUGGUCAAACAACUUGUAUAAUCAAACUUGCAGCUUUGCUUCAUUUGGAGGACCAGUCUUUAACAGACAAGACAACGGAUGGGGAUCUGGAGCACACGGUUAUAAAUAAAGCUUUUAAUAAGGUGAAUAAGCUGCACCUUAUUAUCAUUAUUAAAAGCUUUAUUUAUAACCGCGCGCUCCAGAUCUCAUCCCUACAGAUCUAGCCUUUAAAAACACCUUGGGUCAGUACUUCACAAGAAGAGUCUGACUGACUAGUAGCCUCAUACAGCUGCGGGGCAUUUUAGGUGAAACCUGUGUUUCCUGAACAAGCCAUUAUCUCUGGGGUUAUUAUGUCGCAUUGUAAAACAAUUUGAUACACAGCAAUGUUUUUUUGUUUUUUACCCGCAACAAUUAGAAUUGCAGAUUUUCUCCACAAUUGUCAAUCUGCUUAUCUCAUUGUACAAAAGAUGUCUCUUCCUCCAGCAAGAUGUAUAAUUCUUCCUAUUUUUGUGCGUAAGUGCAGCACCUGCUGCUGAUGGCAGUAAUAGGACCAUAAUCACGCUGUACGUUUCUCAGAAAAAGGUUUUUAUUUCAGGAAAAAAGCAUUGUACUGAUAGAAAAAUUCCCUUUACUGUUUUUUAUAUAUAUAUAUAUAUAUAUAUAUACAUGUUUUAUUUACAAUAAACACAGUAUGUUCCUGGUAGAA